CAGUGGCUCUCCAGGCGCCCACAGUAACGCCCGAGCCCUCCGCAGCCCUUACUCUGGGGCUCCUCAGCCCCCUCCCUCACCUCUGCCCCCUCCUCCUGCUCCAUAUCCAGCCACCGCUCUCCGGCUUCAGGGGCUCCGCAGGUAACUCUGCCUGGUGCCCGCUCUCCAGAUGUCUCUGUGGUUUGGUCCCUUAUCCACCCAGUUCUUGCCCGUGUCCUUUAUCAAGGUGGCUUUCUAAACUGCGGCAUUCAACAGCCUUCCCGGCCCUGGCCUCCUGACCCUGCUGUCAUGUCCCGGCGCUGUCUGAAGUUCAUUCUGGUUUUCAGGGUCUCUGAGGGCUCGGACCCUGCCUGUCUUGCCUGCCAUCACCCUGGCAGCUGGAAGAGAUGGCAGCUUCUGUGGGGGUGCAGCGGCAGGGACAAUAGGCUGAGGCCAACGUGGGUAGACGGGGAGGCCUGUCGGACCAGGACAGCGUGGCAAGAGUGGCGAAGAGGAGGCUUUGAGGCCUGGCUCUGCUACUCUGGACCUGGGCACGUGCCUGUUGGCCCUGCCAUGUUCCGCAGGCUGGGCUGGCUGGUCCUGUACAGCCUUGCCGUGCUGCUGCUCAGCUGCCUGCUCUUCCUGAAGAAGGAGGCCAAGCCAGCAGGGGUCCCCACCGCCCGCCAGCCCUUCUGGGCUCCCCCAGGGCCCCGCCGCAGCCACUGUCCACCCAACCACACUGUGGCGAACGCCUCCCUGUCCCUGCCCAGCCGGCACCGUCUCUUCUUGACCUAUCGCCACUGCCGCAAUUUCUCCAUUUUGCUAGAACCUUCAGGCUGUGCUGAGGACGUCUUUCUGCUCCUGGCCAUCAAGUCGCAGCCUGGCCAUGUGGAGCGGCGUGCGGCCAUCCGCAGCACGUGGGGCCGGGUGGGAGACUGGGCUAGGGGCCGGCAGCUGAAGCUGGUGUUCCUCCUAGGGGUGGCAGGACCCGCACCCCCUGCCCAGCUGCUGGCCUAUGAGAGUCGGGAGUUUGACGAUAUCCUCCAGUGGGACUUCACUGAGGACUUCUUCAACCUGACUCUCAAGGAGCUGCACCUGCAGCGCUGGGUAGCGGCUGCCUGUCCCCAGGCCCACUUCAUGCUAAAGGGAGAUGACGAUGUCUUUGUCCAUGUGCCCAAUGUCCUGGAGUUCCUGGAUGGCUGGGACCCAGCCCAGGACCUCUUGGUGGGAGACGUCAUCCGCCAGGCUCUGCCCAACAGGAACACCAAGGUCAAGUACUUCAUCCCACCCUCCAUGUACAGGGCCCGCCAUUACCCGCCCUAUGCUGGGGGUGGAGGGUAUGUCAUGUCCAGAGCCACUGUGCAGCACCUCCGAGCAGCCGUGGAAGAGGCCGAACUCUUCCCCAUCGAUGACGUCUUUGUGGGUAUGUGCCUGAGGAAGCUGGGGGUGAGCCCCAUGCACCAUGCUGGCUUCAAGACAUUUGGAAUACGGCAGCCCCUGGACCCCCUGGACCCCUGCCUGUUCAGAGGGCUCCUCCUGGUGCACCGGCUCAGCCCCCUGGAGAUGUGGACCAUGUGGGCACUGGUGACAGAUGAGGGGCUUAAGUGCGCUGCUGGCCCCUUGUCCCAGCUCUGAGGGGUGGGCUGAGUGGAUUGAGUGUAUUUUCCUAUCAUAGAAAUUGAGAAACUUGAAACUUGACCCAUGAUGGUCUACAGGAAAUGCUUAGUUUUUGUAACCCCCUCCCAAACGUUUCUAACUUUGAUUAAAAACACUGAAACCUGGCUAACCUGGACCAACACAUGUUGAAUGGUUCCCACAGCAAAUGGGGGAGGGGGAUGAAGGGUCGGGGGGUCCUGGAGCUCUUUGGCAUUCUGCCAGUC
Molecule: messenger RNA, 1859 nt
Organism: Myotis davidii
Lineage: Eukaryota; Metazoa; Chordata; Mammalia; Chiroptera; Vespertilionidae
Gene: B3GNT4
Product: UDP-GlcNAc:betaGal beta-1,3-N-acetylglucosaminyltransferase 4
Cellular component (GO): membrane
Molecular function (GO): hexosyltransferase activity
Source: RefSeq, a predicted model, not a curated record